Sceloporus undulatus (fence lizard) is the source of this 1287-nucleotide messenger RNA. It is a transcript of the gene TNNT3, whose product is annotated as troponin T3, fast skeletal type. The transcript has 19 exons. Gene Ontology annotation, biological process: muscle contraction; sarcomere organization; regulation of muscle contraction. The coding region runs from base 153 to 959 and encodes 268 amino acids. Gene Ontology annotation, cellular component: troponin complex. Gene Ontology annotation, molecular function: troponin C binding; tropomyosin binding; troponin I binding. The record is from RefSeq and is a predicted model, not a curated record. NCBI's taxonomy places the organism in Eukaryota, Metazoa, Chordata, Lepidosauria, Squamata, Phrynosomatidae.
CCAUGACCAAUGAGAUUCUCUAGAAGAUCAAAUGUCACUAUAACAGGAGGACUUAAUCGCCUGGUGGAGUUUGCAGACCCUGCAGCCUGUCCCAUUCGGCAGAAAGCUCCUUGCUUCUCUGAGCUUCUCCCUCUCAGAAACCUACUGCCAACAUGUCUGAUACCGAAGACGUAGAGCAAGUAGAGGAAGAAUACGAAGAAGAAGAAGAAGCACAAGAAGAAGAAGCUCAAGAGGAAGUUCAUGUACCAGUUCAUGAACCAGUUCAUGAGCCAGAAGAAGUCCAUGAAGAAGAGAAGAAACCCAGACCACCACCGCUGGCUGCACCUAAGAUCCCAGAGGGCGAGAAAGUAGACUUUGAUGACAUCCAAAAGAAGAGGCAGAACAAAGACUUGAUUGAGCUCCAAGCCUUGAUUGAUAGUCAUUUUGAAGCCCGGAAGAAGGAAGAGGAGGAGCUGCUGGCCCUCAAAGAGAGAAUUGAGAAACGUAGAGCCGAAAGGUCAGAGCAGCAAAGAAUCCGGGCUGAGAAGGAAAAGGAGCGCCAAGCAAGGCUUGCUGAGGAGAAGGCCAGAAGAGAGGAGGAAGAUGCCAAAAGACGGGCUGAAGAUGACAUGAAGAAGAAGAAGGCUCUUUCCUCCAUGGGUGCCACAUAUAGCAGCUACUUGGCUAAGGCUGAUCAAAAGAGAGGAAAGAAACAAACUGCAAGGGAACUGAAGAAGAAAGUCCUGGCAGAGAGGCGCAAACCUCUAAACAUUGACCACCUUAGUGAAGACAAACUGAGGGAUAAAGCAAAGGAGCUGUGGGACUGGUUAUAUCAGCUGGAAACUGAGAAAUAUGAGUAUUUAGAGAAGAUCAAGCGGCAAAAAUAUGAUAUUUUAUCACUACGUUGCAGGGUGGAGGCACUAUCCAAGUUCAGCAAGAAGGCCGGAGCCAAGGGCAAAGUUGGAGGACGCUGGAAGUAAAGAUCUCAAGGGUGCCGGCAGGCAGAAUCGUCAGUGGCAGUGGCAUGGCUAAACAUUGCUGGCCUCCUUUUCCCUCUUUAAAUAUGGAUUCCAUUCUCUCGCCUAAGCAAAACCAUAGUGGCAACAUCAACCUGGAUUGCCUACUGCUUAUUUUAAGAGCUCCCACAUCUUUUAGAACCAUUGCCCUGGAAUUGAGAUGUCUCCCUGCUGACACCUUUUCUUAUCUGCUGUGUGUGUCCUUUAUUUUCCUAACCCUACGCUGCCCAGUAGAUUGCAGUGUAUGAGUCCUUUGGUUUUGUAAAUAAAGUGUGACCGAUAAUAUACUUUA